Messenger RNA from Penicillium macrosclerotiorum, 2433 nucleotides. Its product is annotated as isochorismatase family protein family. Gene Ontology annotation, cellular component: nucleus. The coding region runs from base 1 to 2433 and encodes 810 amino acids. Gene Ontology annotation, molecular function: dioxygenase activity. The record is from RefSeq and is a predicted model, not a curated record. Gene Ontology annotation, biological process: DNA alkylation repair; DNA repair. The transcript has a single exon. NCBI's taxonomy places the organism in Eukaryota, Fungi, Ascomycota, Eurotiomycetes, Eurotiales, Aspergillaceae.
AUGAGCUUCUUCUCGUUUGGUGAUCUUCCCACGAUCCAGACUCGCAAGGCCCUGCUGCUCCUGGACUUUCAGAAUGACUUUGUUCGCCCGUCGGGGGCCCUGCAUGUCCCCAAUGCGGCUGACAUCCUCGAGGUAUUACCCUCGCUCGCCUCCGCAUUCCGCCGUGCCGGCGAUGUGAUCUGGGUGCGUUCGCAGUAUGAAUCUCCUCAGGAGAUGACCGACUGGAACUUCGGGGAUCGCGUGGUUUUGGAAACAGAGCCUCCGAAACAAUUACCGCCUCCAACCUUCGAUGUGAUUGAAGCUGGUUCGGAUCGUGAUUCUCCAGAACCUAUCGACCCCGAAGCUUUCCUUUCCGCCCAAUCCGCCUUCUGUUGUGUCGCGCAGUCUCCCGGAUUCCAAUUCCCAGCUCCGAUUCUCGCGGCUAUCGAUCCGGACCGGGAUACCGUGCUGGACAAGACGGGGUACUCGGCGCUGGAGUCCGAAGGCCUCGUCUUGUCCUUUCGUACUCGGUUCAUCACGGAGUUGUAUCUAUGUGGCUCACUCUCGAAUAUAUCUGUAUAUGCCACGGCGUUGGAUGCAGUGCGUAACGGCUUCUCAGUGACCCUGAUCGAGGACUGUUUAGCAUACCGUGACUUCCAGCGACACCGAGAAGCAAUGCGCCGCAUGGCCGAUAUCCUCGGUGCAACGGGUCUCACAACCCAAGAACUCAUUCAAGAGCUCGAGUGGCAGGAGACGGAUGCAAUCGCUCGGGAUACUUCGACUCGACCGCCCAAGCGAUCGCUAACCGCAGGUGCUCCGGUGGGCAUUGAAGACUUCAUGGACAGCUUGGGAGUCAUGCCCGAGGAACCAGCGAUCGAAGAGGCUGCAGAAGCGGACGAAGACGGCCGCAGCCUUUCUGAGCUCGCAUCUCAAACCCGAACCCAGCGACUUACUACUGCCAGAGCGAGAGCUUCGGGUGAAGGACAGAAGCAAGUUCGCGUGCGAGUCCGCCGCCCCAAACGUCGUGAACCAGCCUCAGAUUCAGACAAAGUAGGUCGACAAGGAGAAACACCGCAGAAUAGUGUUGGUGAAGGCGACUCUCGCCUCAUUCCCGAGAUCGAUCUGAGCACGGAUGCUUUUGAACGUAUUCGGGCUGAAGUAUGCUGGCAGAAAAUGUAUCAUCUGUCUGGCCAGGUACCUCGAUUGGUGGCCGUGCAAGGUCACAUUCAGCCUGAUGGCUCAAUCCCCAUUUACAGACACCCCGCGGAUGAGUCGCCCCCAUUGAGUGCUUUCACCCCUGCCGUGGAUGAAGCCCGAGUCCUGGUGGAGCGAAUCCUUGGCCAUCCUCUCAAUCAUGUACUUAUUCAGCUCUAUCGAGAUGGGCAAGACUCUAUCUCUGAGCAUUCUGACAAAACUUUGGACAUUGUACGGGGCUCUUUCAUCUGCAAUGUUAGCUUGGGCGCCCAACGUGUCAUGACUCUUCGCACAAAGGCUUCUGCUUCUGAGUCUAGUGCAAAAGCCGAGUCCAGCCGUACCAAGCAGCAAAUACCGCUCCCCCAUCGUUCUCUUUUUAUUCUCGGUGAAAAGACCAAUAUGCGAUGGCUCCAUGGCAUCCGUCCCGACAAACGGCCUGAGUCCACCAAAUCUCCUGAAGAGCGAGCUUUCAACGGCGAGCGGAUCUCUCUUACGUUUCGUCACAUCGGCACUUAUCUUAAUCAAUCCACCAACACCAUCUGGGGCCAAGGCGCCAUGAGCAAAUCACCAGACAUGGCACGACCGGUCAUCCAUGGAGACCCCGAGGAGACUGAGCGGUUGAUCCGCGCAUUCGGUCAAGAAAACCGGGCAACUGAGUUUGAUUGGAAUGCCUUCUACGGCACAGGCUUCGAUGUUGUAAACUUUGUUACCGCAUCUACGAGUAAGAUAGUGCUGAGUGGAGACCUUGUGGCUGAUCUGCGAGUACAGCUUGGGCUAGGGGAGAAUGGCCUCCGAUACGAGAUUGUGGAGGGCUCCGAAGUAGGCAUUCAAGACAUCAACUCAGUCCAACUACCAAUGUACCUUGGUUCCGAAGGAAGGGCCAUUUGCGGUGACGUGGCUAUUUUGACGCACCUGGGUGAGCGACCUGUCGAGGCAGGACGACCGGGUGUGGAUAUCUUGCGGGGUGGCAACGAGCUAGCUUGGAUUGAUGGCUUUUUGGCACGCUGGCGUGAUCAUUGCACCAAUACCUCUGCUGGCCCAUUCGAAGCCAACCUCGAGGACUGUGAGCGCGCAUUGGAGGGAAAGCAUUACCUGGGAGGCUCUGUAUUCACCAUCGAUGACUGCUCGUUCUGGCCCGUCUUGCGGGCGAUGGUACAGGUUCAGGGUCCUUUCGAUGCGCGGUUCGUGAAUCUCAACCAAUAUUACUAUCGUGUUGAGAAACGGGGCAUCGUCCGCGCCAUUUUGGAGGGUUGCCAAUGA